ACCCCGGCCGCCAGGGCCAGCUCCGACCAGCAGGGGGGGACCUCGUCCGCUGAAUCCACCGCCGCUGCGCUUCCUCUUCCCCGAGACCUGCGGCUGGACUCUAGCCAGAUGGGGCGUGGGGCGGAGGACGCGGGAAGCUUGCAGGCCAGCGAUCCCCAGUCCACCCCACGCGCCUCUCUGGGAGGGGGUGCAGAAGAGACCUCAGUCUCCAGAAGACUCAGGUACAGGCACAGCCAUGACUGGAAGCCUGGCCUCUCCCCCCAGCCCAGCACCUGGCGUUUCCUUUCUCUGACACGCGCCAAGGGGGAACGGGGGGCCUAGGAGAGACAGACCCUCUGCCUGGGGGUGCGGGUGAGGAUGGCCAGGCAGGCAGAGGGCCGGCCAGAGGGCGAGGGUCCACCUCAGGCUGUGGGCUGACAGGUCGGGCUGCUGGGCCGGCAGAGGGCGCUGUGCCCCUUGGAAUCUGAUCUUCGCGCGCACUCGGUCCGGCUCACAAAGACCCGCGCGCACAGCAGUGCGCACACACUAAGCCUGCACGUCUAUACUGACCUUUGUGUACCCGAAGGGCUGCGUCUUCUCGGCAUAGACUGCUCCCUCCGUGUGAGCGCAGAGCCACGUCAACCCUCCCUCCCCACCCCGUUCUCCCUCAAAGGGCUGCUGGGGACCAGACCUAAAAGGCUGGCUCCAGGUGCUCUCGGAGAGGCACGCGUGCGCCUCACAUACAAGCAGACAGGUGCUGACACCCUCUGACCCUCUGCUCCACCUGAAGACCGAACCCAGGAAGAGCUUUGAUUGUUCCAUAGGAGAAUUCCUCCUCUUCUCCCCCUUUGCCCAGGGGCUGCCAGUUUUCACCACAUGAUGGAGAGAUGGAGGAGGCCUGGGGUAAAGGCAGGGAACAGAGGAGGGUUGGCUGUCUAGAGGGAUGGGCAGCAGGAGCGUUUCUGGGAGGGUCAGCUCUCUCCGCCCCUCUCUGAGCCGCAGCCUCCACCUCCUCAGGUGUGGAUGAGGAUAUCAGACCUCCUUACCCUUCCACUUUCUGUGGGGAUGAGUGAGGGGAUGUAAGGGAAACUGACUUGAGUCCUUCCCUUUCUGUCAUGGUUUUGUUGUCCUCCUCUUCUCUCCCAGUUCCUUCUCCUUCCCCUCCCUCUUGUUCCCCCUCCCUUCCCCAAGCCCUGAGAGGACCUCAGUCAGAGCUCACAUUGCCCCUGGUGCACACGCACAUGCGCACACACACACCGCCUCAUGGAGAUGCCCACCCCAGUAGUCUGGGGAGCCCAGGGACAGGCCUCUGGGAGGUUAGGAGCACACAGCCAGCUGACAGGCAGCUGUAGGCAGCCAGGUGUGGGGGCUUGGCCAAAGGCCUCUGAGCAUUGGACUUGAAAAAAGUGUGGCACUAGAGCCUAGGACUGCUGGGUCCAGGGAGGUGACGGGUGGAGCUGAAGCAAGGCCCAGCCAAUUCCCACCUGGCCUCAGGAGGUGAAGGACCUCAUCCCACAUCAGGCAGGGCCUCAGGACGCUCUGCUCCAGGCCCACUGGAGACAAGGGCUGUCGCUGUGCUUAGUGGUCUCAGCCUCCCAGGCCCAGAGCACGUGCCACAGGUGCUGCUUGUCCUAGAGCUGCCACAGCAACUAGGACCCUUCCUGCCCCAGCCCAGGCCUCACAGCUGUCUCACUGGAGAGGGGAGGGGAAUGGCAAUUCUAACAACCAACAUUUUCUGACUCAGAGGCACCACCCCAGGUAUCAGCACAUAUGCUCUAACAACACGUGGGGAAGUGGGAAUGAUCAUCUCCAUUUUAUAAGUGGGGAAACUGAGGCCACAGAAGUUAAGCACUGGCCAGGGGAGCAGUAUAUACACAGCAGUGUUCAAAUGCUUUCACUUGUAUUGUCUGAUCAAAGGCUCUCAACAGAGAGGCAUCACUGCUGUUUGGUGCCUGGUGUACAGGUGCAGAAACUGAGGCUAGAUCACAUGUAGGGACUGGUAAGUGUCUGUCCCAAAGCCCUCUAUGGCCUGAUCUGAGGGGCGGGAAGGAGAGAGAUGCCCUUGAGUUUCCUUAGGAUGACCCCUAAGCAGGGAACCCACCGUGCCAGGGAGGAAUGUCACCCACACUGCCCCCACAGUCACAUUGCUUCAUUCCUUGAGCAUCUAUUGAAAGACUCCUUUAUGCCAGCCAAGCACGGGAGUCUGCGCUGGAACAGUGGAGGCACUGAGGAGGCCGAAGCCAGAAGAGCUGCUGGCUUUGCUUGAGCCCAACUCUACGAAGCUUGCCCUGAUUCUGCUGGAGAGGAAAAUCAGGACAGGCUUCUUAGAGGAACCAGACUUGAGCAAAGUCUUGAAAGAGAGACAAAGAGGAAAGGCAUUCCAAACCCAUGGUCUCUCCACUACUGCAUGAUUUCCCAGGCACUUUAUAAAGAAGAAACCAGGAGAGAGAGGGGUGAAAAGCACAGUUGAGACUGGGAACGGCCAAAAGAUGGCCCUGGGAACUCAAAAAGCGCAGAGCCGGGCCAUUGACUCAGACGCAGAAGGGCUGCCUCUUCUUCAGGCCAGAGGGAACUGGGAAGGGCAUGGGGCAGCUGCAGGUGAGUUUGUGACUGGGGAGGAAGGAUGGGAAGAACUCUUCCCUGCUGGUUUUGCUUUCUAAGUGGGACAGGAGACAAGGUGAUCUGCUGGAAGAAAGCCAGAGUGAGUAGGGUACUUGCAGAGGGUGGGGAAGGUUUGAAGUAGGCCUUAGAAGCUGGGGAGAGAGUCAACUGGGGUGGUGUAAGGAUGCUGAGCAGAGCCGCCGCCCCUGCUGGGGCCGGAGACCGUGGACUUAUGGCAGCAGUCUGCAUGGCUGGGCGAGUUUCUCCAGCAGUGCUCAACAGCGCAGAUGAGGGGUGGAGGGGUGUGGAGGAGAAUGAGAAUGGACAGAUGUGGCGGGUGGGGUGGAGAGAGCAGGGAACUGCGACAGGGGGCACUGAGGUGAGAUGCUAGGGGAUCUGGCUGGAGAGGGAAGAGUGAAGCCAGGGUAGCUGGAAGAACCGAAAGGGGAUGGGGAAGGGAUUUGACUGAGACUGAGACAAAAGAGGGUGGAUGCAGAGCCUGUGAUCAGAGCUGGAUGUCUCACUUGAAGAUGUCAGAGGGCCUAGUCCAGGUGAGGGCGAGUAAGAAUAGCCAGCUGAAAUGAAGCAGACAUGAAAGUCACCUGCCUCCAACAGGUCAAAGAGCUACUCACUCAUUCACUCAUUCAACAAAUAUUCAUUAAGCACCUACUAUGGCCAAUUCCUGUGCAAAAUACACGUAGGGAUGAACAAAACUUGGUUCCUGCCCCCUGUGGGGCUCACUGCCUCAUUGGGGAGACAGAUUCACACCAUGACACAUUAUACGGUGACUGUACUGUACGAAAACACCCAGGUGUGGCGGGAGCACACAGAGGGGGCCUCACCCAGGAAAAGAGGAGGUGACAGCAAAGCUGAGUCUUAGGGAUGGGUUAGGAGUUACCCAAGCAAAGGACAUGGGAAGGGCUCUCCAAGGAGAGGACAGAGCAUUCUCUCAAGGAGAGACCAGCAUAGAGUGUUCCAGAACCACUGGCCACUUGGUGAGGCCGGAGGGUAAAGGACAAGGCAAGGAGUACAGAGAAGAAAGAUAAGAGGAACAGGAUCCCAGAGGGCCAGGCAGAGAGCUCACAGAGGGGACAGGACGCUUUGAAGGGAUUUUAGCGGAGGAGCGGCAGGAUCAGAUUUGCAUUUUAGAAAGAUCACUGGGCUGCUGCGUGGAUAAUUGAUUGGAGCGGAGCAAGGGAGCAGGCGGAGAGAGUGGUUAAAGGCUGCAGGGCAGAGGGGUGGCAAGAAGAGGGCACAGCCAAAAGAUAUUUAGGAUUCAAAAUCUGCAGGACUUGAUGCCUUUGCUGGAUGGGGGCAGGGAGGAAAGAAGGGUCCAGGAUGCCUCCCAGGUGCCAUCAGCUGAGCUGGAGAAAACAGGAGUGCAUUUGGGGGUGCGAGGAGACAUGAGGAUCUCAUUUUGAGACAGGUUAUGUGUGAGGAGCCCGAGGACAAGCAGGGAACAUCCACUGGGCAGGAGGAUACGGCCAGGGGUGAGAACAGGGCACCCAGAUGUGAUUAAGAGGUGAAGACUAUUAUUUUAACAACAAGGCAGGUUCUUCUUUGGGAGGGAGCUCCUUAGUUUGAGAAAAUAGCUUGAUACGCUGCUGGGAGUUAAAGGGCAGAGCCUGGGGGGAGUGGGGGCGGUGACUUCAGGGCAGCAUAGCCGCAGAAAUGGUUAAGCUGCCCUGAGUGAGACAUGGAAGGAACUGUUUUGGUCCCGGAGAAGGAGGAGAGCAGAGAAUGGAGUGGAGAGGGGGUGAGAAGGGAGGAGGAGGACAGGAAGAAGUGGGUGAAGGGCCAGUGGAAAUUCCCAGCUGGCAGAGGUGCCCACUGCCACGUGUGCCAUCUGACUAGCUGUGGCGUAAACCCCUCCUCCGUGUGCCCCCUCUGCUCCACGCAGGCCCACGACCUUAGUAAAGUUGACUCUAUUCCCAUCUGCUUUCUGGGAGUGGGGUUUUAGGUGGGAAUGGGGGAGGCAGCUUCAGUGCACAUCUGGGCUUACGGGGCACAGAAUAGUAUGAGCACAUUUGGAGGCAGAGCCUACAGGCAGAGGGGGCCAGGAGCCCCCCAGAAAUGUACAGGACCCUCCGAAGCAGGCCUUGGACUUAGGGUAUCUAAGUGAUCUUGCUCUACCUAAGCUGACACUGGGGAUGUGAGGGCUCUGGAAUCCCACGCCCACCACUACUCCCGUGCCUGCGGCCCCCAGGCUGGGCCUCUGCGCACAGCAAAGUUAGGCCUAUCCAGCUUGGAAACCUGAAAGUUUCCAGCUCAGCGCCCACCUGGGGGACCGCCCUCCUCCCCUAGCUGUCAGGUGAGCUCAGGGUGGAACAGGCAUGUGAGCACCACUCCUCAUGCCACCGCAACACCUCCCACCCACCGAGAUACACAUAACCCCCUCAUCCCACUCCCUGGCAGUCUGACCAGCACAGUGCUUGGGGCAGCAGCGUGGUGGACGAGCUACAGGUUGGGGCCAGAGAAGCCUCUAGGCAGUAAGACGGCCAGAGCAGGCCAGAGAGAAGAGACCAGAGGAGACAGAGGAGAUCAGAGGCAGGAGAAGCAGAGAGAGGUCCUGGGAGCAAAGGAGGCAACAGCUGGGUACCAGGACCUGGACACAAUGGAGCCAGGCAGAUGCUGCUUGCCCAAGAUGCUGCCGUGCCGGUUCUGGACGGCCAUCAGCAAGGCGCUGUUUGCUGAGUUCCUGGCCACAGGGCUCUACGUGUUCUUUGGCGUGGGCUCAGCUCUGCGCUGGCCCUCAGCACUUCCCUCAGUGCUGCAGGUCGCCAUCACCAUCAACAUGGCCACGGCCAUGGCUGUGCAGGUCACUUGGAAGGUCAGCGGGGCCCACGUCAACCCUGCUGUGACGCUGGCUUUCCUCGUGGGCUCCCAGAUCUCCCUGCCCCGUGCUGUGGCCUAUGUGGCUGCCCAGCUGGCUGGAGCCACAGUGGGAGCUGCUCUGCUUUAUGGGGUAACGCCAUGGGAUAUCCGAGAGACCCUUGGGGUCAACAUGGUCCGGGACAGCAUCUCGACCGGCCAAGCGGUGGCAGUGGAGGUGGUUCUGACCCUGCAGAUGGUGCUCUGUGUCUUUGCUUCCACGGACAGCCGUCAGGCCUCAGGGUCCCCGGCCACCGUGAUUGCAGCCUCUAUGGCAGUGGGCCACCUCAUUGGGAUCUACUUCACCGGCUGCUCCAUGAACCCAGCCCGCUCCUUUGGUCCUGCCGUCAUCGUGGGGAAAUUCACAGUCCACUGGAUCUUCUGGGUGGGACCCCUAACAGGGGCUGUCCUGGCUUCACUGAUCUACAACUUUAUCCUGUUCCCUGACACCAAGACCCUGGCUCAGCGACUGGCCAUCCUCAAGGGCACCGCAGAGGUGGAGAAAGUGGCAGGGGUAGAGCCCCAGAAGAGAGAAUCUGAGUCCAAUUCAAGGGACACUGAAAUGGAGAGUGUGGGUCAGAUGGCAUAGAACUUGGCCCCCGCCCUCAGGCUUCUGAGAGGAGCCCUGAAGGUAGUAAGGAUGUGCGGAGCAAAUCUGUGCAGUUUGCUCCUCCUCCAUCUCUUAAUGGGAGACAGCAGAGGGAGGCAGGGGAAUUCCUGAUCGCCCUCCCCUUCUCUCACCCGUCUGGAGACCAGUGGGGUCCUGGGCCUCCGGAUCCUCAUGUCUUGGAAAAAAGGGAAUUGGAGCCCUGAUGGCCACUCUGCUUAGAGACUGAGAGCUAUAGGGACGGACCUCAGGGAACCCCAGCUUCUCACCUCACCCUUGGGGAAGAGGGACCAGAAUUCCCAGAAGAAUCAGGCCCUGGAACAGCCUCUGAAGUCCUAUGCACCACCAGCACCCCCUCCCCCAGCAAGACUGAGGGGCUUCCUGAGGACAGAGAUUGCCCUCCCUAUAAAUCUUAAUCCCUCACUCCUCCAAAUGCUCAGGAGAGGACCCCUCCUUGGGAAGAACUGACACAGACAGGAACCUGUUCUCCGGCUGGCAGAGGGGCAGGCUAUAGGCAAGGGAAGUUUGGGCCAGAGAGACCUUUGCCAGGGUGGGCUCUCCCCAGAUGUUUGCCCACCUUCCACCCCACAGCCCCAUUCACAGGAACAAUCUUGAGAGGGAAGCCUCCAUCCCAGCCCUCAGUCCAUGACCCGGGCCAGAAGACAUCUCCAGCCUCAUUCUCAGCUCUGCCGGGAUCCCCCAAAAGCUGUUGAAGAAGUCCCAAGGAUGGGUCAUUCCAAGGGAUGGUAGGAACUUAGGAAUGACCCAGGAACCCAAGAUUCGCAGUUCCGUGCCUCUGAGGGACUCAAGUCUCAACUGGUUUGUUAAUCUUUACAAGCCACUGUAAAUCUACUCUCCCCAUGACUGGUCCUAUCUGGAUCUCAGCUUCCCAGCUGUACAAUGGGCACAGUCCUCUCCCAGGGACUGCUGUGAAAACAAACCAGACAUUUGAAAAUGUUUUUGGAAGUUAAAAUGCUAGAAAACAAAGCCAAUAAAUGAUGAUUAUUGUUGCCGUUACUGUAA
Molecule: messenger RNA, 7081 nt
Organism: Equus caballus (horse)
Lineage: Eukaryota; Metazoa; Chordata; Mammalia; Perissodactyla; Equidae
Gene: AQP6
Product: aquaporin 6
Biological process (GO): carbon dioxide transport; transmembrane transport; water transport
Cellular component (GO): plasma membrane; apical plasma membrane
Molecular function (GO): nitrate transmembrane transporter activity; water channel activity
Source: RefSeq, a predicted model, not a curated record